AUGUAUCAGCUGGAUCAUCAAACAAUAUCCCAUCACUGCCGUAUGCAUGUUCUUUGUGAGAUCAGUGGUUCUAAAACCAUAGACCCUCAUACCCCGUCAUUGUGUCAUGUCCAGCACUCGGCCAGGAUUUUAUCAGCAAGUAAUGUUCCAGUCAAUGGUCCAGUCAAUGUUCCACUCAAUGUUCCACUCAAUGUUCCAGUCAAUGUUCCAGUCAAUGUUCCAGUCAAUGUUCCAGUCAAUGUUCCAGUCAAUGCUCCAGUCAAUGUUCCAGUCAAUGUUCCAGUCAAUGCUCCAGUCAAUGUUCCAGUCAAUGCUCCAGUCAAUGUUCCAGUCAAUGUUCCAGUCAAUGUUCCAGUCAAUGUUCCAGUCAAUGUUCCAGUCAAUGUUCCAGUCAAUGUUCCAGUCAAUGUUCCAGUCAAUGUUCCAGUCAAUGUUCUAGUCAAUGUCCCAGUCAAUGUUCCAGUCAAUGUCCCAGUCAAUGCUCCAGUCAAUGUUCCAGUCAAUGUUCCAGUCAAUGUUCCAGUCAAUGUUCCAGUCAAUGUUCCAGUCAAUGUUCCAGUCAAUGUUCCACUCAAUGUUCCAGUCAAUGUUCCAGUCAAUGUUCCAGUCAAUGUUCCAGUCAAUGUUCCAGUCAAUGUUCCAGUCAAUGUUCCAGUCAAUGUUCCAGUCAAUGUUCCAGUCAAUGUUCCAGUCAAUGUUCCAGUCAAUGUUCUAGUCAAUGUCCCAGUCAAUGUUCCAGUCAAUGUCCCAGUCAAUGUUCUAGUCAAUGUUCUAGUAAUGUUCUAG
Physella acuta is the source of this 786-nucleotide messenger RNA. RefSeq lists its product as uncharacterized. NCBI's taxonomy places the organism in Eukaryota, Metazoa, Mollusca, Gastropoda, Physidae. The record is from RefSeq and is a predicted model, not a curated record.